GGGAGCCCUCCGCCUUGCGACUGGUGGAAGUUGGGAAUCCUUUCGGGUGUCUCUUCCUCACGUUUUUUUUUUUUUGCAUUUCGGCGUGUGUGGAAGGAAGCGGAGGGACGUGUUCGAGACUUUUUGAGCAAAGAAGCUGCUGAAAUGUGACUUUAUACCCGUUCCAAUUGUUUGCACUUUAAGUCGAAGCUCGUGUGUAUGCCGACGCACGGCGCGCUGGAGGAAGGAAGUCUGACUAUCCUGGUGUAGUUGAGCUAAAUUGGCUCUAUUCCGCUUUGUUUUCAAACGCUUUAUUUGAAGAAGAUGUCCACCGACUGCCAGCCGAGCAACGCCACGGCCAUCCCGUCGAGCAGGACGGUGGCCAUCCACGACGCCGAGCACAUGCCCCGAGAUUACUCCACGACCCCCGGUGGGACCCUCUUCAGCACCACUCCCGGAGGUACGAGAAUUAUCUACGACCGAAAAUUCCUGCUGGGGUGCCGCAGCUCCCCUCUGGCCAAGACUCCUCCACAAGGUCUUCCAGACAUUCCCGGUGUGACGAGUCCUCCGUCCGCAGGAGCCAACGAGAAGAAGGCCGCCGAUGGCGAGUUACCGAACAACAACGCCGCGGCGGCUUGCAACACUACCGGUGACGACGCACAGUUUGAAAUGGACAUCUGAGAGGCCUUUCGCGUGAAACGUCCCAACAAGCUGCUGCGAAAAGAAGUUCCAGUCUCGUUAGGUUUUUCUUUUUUGCACCCGGAACAAAUUUGUGAUUGAAACUAGAAAAACAAGUGUGCCUUCCUCUAAUGGCUUCGAGUUGAAAAAUGCACAACAAGCUACAAGACAAUCGAAAUUUCCUUAAUAAUAUUUCCCCGCAAUAUGCAAUCAUUCCCGGAGACCUUCAGAUGUUGCCUUCAAAUCUCCAAGUUACUGUCGUUGAGAUUUUUUUUUUUU
This is a messenger RNA of Syngnathoides biaculeatus (alligator pipefish), 936 nucleotides long. RefSeq names its product eukaryotic translation initiation factor 4E binding protein 1 (gene eif4ebp1). The coding region runs from base 304 to 660 and encodes 118 amino acids. Lineage: Eukaryota; Metazoa; Chordata; Actinopteri; Syngnathiformes; Syngnathidae. The record is from RefSeq and is a predicted model, not a curated record. Gene Ontology annotation, molecular function: eukaryotic initiation factor 4E binding. Gene Ontology annotation, cellular component: cytoplasm. Gene Ontology annotation, biological process: negative regulation of translational initiation. The transcript has 4 exons.